AUGUCGGCAAGUCCGAUCACGAUCAUGGAGUCGUCGCAUCUCGGGUACCUCAAGCCAUACGAAAUCUUCGUCGACUCGAGCCACGGCGACAUCUACUCGAACGCGUGGCGCGGACAAAAGGCGCGCACGCCACAGGACGACUUUGAGGGGCCGCUUCGAGACGGGUCGCCCGUGGACCUCUUCUCGGCUGCCCACGCCGGCCUUCUCGUUAGCGCGGGUGUCCUUGGCAUGGUCACGACGCUGCUUACUGUCCUCGCGGCGCCAGGACCCGGCCAUGCCGGUCUUGUCAAUCUUGGCUUCUACGCCAGAGUGCUCUUUGCGCUGACCUCGGACAGCGUGCCAUUCCUUGGCUACAAGCGCAAGUCGUAUAUGCUCCUCGGGUGGGCCUCGAUGGCUGUCGCCUUCUUCGUUCUCUCUAUCGUUGCACGCGACGGCGACGCGUAUGCAGCCGCUGUCGUAUUGGCAUCGCUCAGCGCGGCGCUCGUUCAGACAGCCUCGGACGGGCUCAUGGUCGAGUACGCUCAGCGCGAGCCCAUCGAGGCGCGCGGCCGGACGCAAAUCACGCUGCUGGCUUUGAACUGGUUUGGCGCGAGUCUGUCGUCGCUGCUGCUCGCAUGCCUCACCGACGACGCCAGCGGCGACGUGACGUGGGCCCUCGACAAGGCGUCUGUCUUGCGCAUCGUUGCUGUCAUCUGCAUUCUUCCCGUGCCUGCACUUCUCUUUUUCAUUACCGAGUCGCGCCUCGCGCCGUCUCUCGAGUUUCGCCGGCGCCGCUACAUGUUUGGGCGCUUGCUCCAAAACAAGGCCAUCUGGCAAGUCGCUCUCUUCCAAGCCGGUGCGGGCUGCUGCCUCGCCUUAUCGUCCGUUGCCAAUGGGUACAGCCCGCUGCUGUGGUUCCGCACCAUCUACCCCUGGAUCGUCCGACUCGUAUUCUUUGUGCUCUUCGCCUACGCGCUCGCGUACGUGCAACGCCGCGGGCUCUCGUGGCACUGGCAGCGAUCGUUCCUCUCGGCUGCGUCCGCCAACAUGCUUCUCCACGUCCUCCAGCACGCGUCCGUGGUCGACGAUGCGACCAACUGGGGCGCGGUGACCCUUGUCUGGGUCUCGUCUGUGCCGACGGCGAUCCAGUACGUGCUCCGCCACCUCCCGAUGGUCGAGGUCGCCCCGUACGGGUUUGAAGCCACGACGCUUUCGCUUCUAUCGACGUCUGCUGAAAUCGUGCAUCCGCUCAUGAUGGCGCUGCACCAGCACUACGCGGGCCCCGACGGCCGCUGGAGUACGUUGACGUUCUACAUCGCCUUGGGGCUCAACGUCGUCGGGUGUCUCUCUGUAUGGUUCCUUCCCAAGCAGCGCAGUGACUGCAUCUUGCUCCGCCACUUUGGCGGCCUGAGCAAGCUUGCGGCGUGGCUCUUGUUCACGGCGCUGGUAUUGCAUCAAGUGGCCGCAGCAGUUUUGCAGUGGCCAGGGUCGUCCCUCUCCCGUCUCUAG
Saprolegnia parasitica CBS 223.65 is the source of this 1488-nucleotide messenger RNA. RefSeq lists its product as hypothetical. The coding region runs from base 1 to 1488 and encodes 495 amino acids. The record is from RefSeq and is a predicted model, not a curated record. Lineage: Eukaryota; Oomycota; Saprolegniomycetes; Saprolegniales; Saprolegniaceae. The transcript has 3 exons.